Chelonoidis abingdonii (Abingdon island giant tortoise) is the source of this 1760-nucleotide messenger RNA. The record is from RefSeq and is a predicted model, not a curated record. NCBI's taxonomy places the organism in Eukaryota, Metazoa, Chordata, Testudines, Testudinidae.
UGAGGAGAGUGCGCCUCCCUCGCGCCCGAGUGGCUGAACCCGCAUAAAGCCUGUAACCAAUGAGCAAAUCGGAAUGUGCGGAGGGCGGAACCAAGGGUUGAUCCCUCAGAAAGGCCACGACUCCGAGCGCUCUGAUUAGCCGGCACUCCUGUAGGGCUCUGAAUAGACUCCCUGGGAUUGGCCUGACCCUGACGCCAUCUGAUUGGGCUUUUCGACCGCGUCUCUGAUUGGUGCGCGGCUUCAGACAAAUAUCCUCGGGUUAGCGGCCAUCUAUAACUCCUAGGGCGCCAUCCCGUUCCCCUUCUUGGGCGUGGCGCCCGCUGAUUGGUUGGCAAGCUGCGAGGGUGGUGGCCCGUGGCCGUGCGAAGACUCAGACUUCAGUUUCCGUGAAAUCACCAGGCUCUGUACUCACUACAGUACUGUAUCAGGACAUGGACUGGGACCAGUUUGACUUGAACCCCAAAGUGAUAGCUGCUGUUAAGAAAGCUAAUAUAAAAUCAAUAAAAGAGAUUUUGAAUCUUUCUGGAGCAGACUUGCAAAGGCUGACAAAACUGUCCAGUAUGGAUGUACAGUGCUUACUGAAAACAGUCUCUGGUACAUUGAGGAAAAGCUGUGUGCUUACAGCGCUUCAGCUGUACCAAGACAAAGAUCACUGCACAACUCAACACCAGAAACUAAGCCUGGGUUGCUCAGUACUAGAUAGCUUGUUAAGAGGUGGCAUUCCUUUGGUGGGGAUCACUGAACUUGCUGGUGAGAGCUCUGCUGGAAAGACUCAGAUUAGUUUGCAGCUGUGCCUUUCUGUGCAGUAUCCUUAUGAAUAUGGAGGAUUAGAAUCUGGUGCUGUCUACAUUUGCACAGAAGAUGUUUUCCCAAAUAAACGCUUGCAGCAACUGAUUGAUCAACAACAUACAUUUAGGGCAGAUGUUCCACUGGAUGUCAUACAGAAAAUAAAAUUUGGAAACAGUGUUUUCAUUGAACAUGCCGCAGACCUUGACACCUUCUACAACUGCCUUGCUAAAAGGAUUACCUUACUACUCUUGAGAGGCAUGGUGCGUUUGGUGGUCAUUGAUUCUAUGGCUGCUUUGUUUCGAUGUGAAUUUGGAGCAAAAGAUUCUGUUAUGAAAGCCAGAUAUCUACAGAGGUUCGGAGCAAAACUUCACAGUUUAAGCAGCAGAUUCAGAACUCCAAUAGUGUGCAUUAAUCAGGUAACUGAUUCAAUGGAUGAGACAGAUGUUGCUCAGAGCAAUUUUGGCUUAUUGGAUAAGAAAGUUUCUCCAGCACUUGGGCUAACCUGGUCCAAUCAACUGUUGAUGAGAUUGAUGGCCAGUCGCAUAACACAAUCAGAACAGUCACCUGGAGGUGCAUUACAGCAUAGUGGAAGUGUUUUGAGGACUUUAAGCGUGGUUUUUGCUCCUCAUCUCCCUCCAUCCUUUUGCUGCUAUGCAGUAAAUUUGGAAGGUGUGAAAGGUGUAAAAGUGAAAACCCCACUGUGAAAAUGUUACAUAUCUUUGGAAUCAAGAAGCCAUUGGCCUACUUAUUUUUCCCCAGCUAUAGAAAAGAUGCCUCACCAUGUAUAUGAAAAAUGUUGCUUGGACAAUAUACUUUUAUAACCAUAUUCUGCAAAAAUACAGAAGCAGUGAUGAAGAAUAGAUUUCUGUACCUACUUUUAGAUUCAGUUAGGUUUGCAUCUUUGUGAUAAAGCCUCUGUCCCAAAUCUGGACCUUAAGCCCCCAAAUUUUGGAUGCUAACAUGAAACUCCC